AUGAAGAAGGACUCCACUGAUAAAGAAGAGAGGCAGGACGAAAGCGUCGCCAUGUCGCCGGAGGAGAUCAGCCGAUACCGUGCGGCGGCGCAGCAGAAUUCUAUCGAGGCCAUCCGCGCGGCGGAGGAGCGGUACGCCAAGGCGAAGGAGUCUGGCGCUGGGGCGCUCCACGACACCAAGGAGACAGUCGCCCACGCCGUCGGGGCCACCGCCGCCUAUGCCGCCGACAAGGGCAACGAAGCAAAGGCGGUUGCCGCACACGGAGCGCACGUGGCUGGCGAGAAGGCUAUGGCCGCGAAAGACGUGGCGGCCGAGAAGGCCCGACAAGCUGGCGUGAGGGCGAAGGUUGUUACGGUCAGCGCUGGACAGACAGCGAAAGAGUACGCAACGCAGGCUGCAGAGAAGGCGAAGGACGUGACGGUCGGCGCCGGAGAGACUGCAGCGGAUUACGCGAGGCAGACAGUGGUGAAAGCGAAGGAUGUUACGGUGACCACCGGUGAGAUGACUGCCGAGUACGCAAAGCAGGCGGCGGUGAAGGCGAAGGAUAUUACGGUGAGCACGGGCGGUACUGCUGCGGAGUACGCGAAAAAGGCCGCGGAGAAGACGAAGGAUGCAACGUUAUGUGCGGGCGAAAAGGCAGCGGAUUACGCACAGGAGAAGCUGGCGGGGGCGAAGGGGUACACGAGCGAGAAGGCCGGGGAGGCGAAGGAGGCAGCAACUGACACAGGACGUAAGGCGAUGGAGUACACAAAGGAGAAGGCGGGGGAGGGGACCGACGCGGCAAAGGAAGCAGGACAGAAGGCGACGGAGUUCACGGGGGAGAAGGCGGAAAAGGCAAAGGAGACGACCGCGGAGGCAGCGCAGGGAAUGAGGGAGUACGCCACGGCGAAAGCCGCGGAGGCGAAGGAGGCGGCGAGAGGUGCCGGCGAUAAAGCCAAGGAAACUGCUGCUGAGGCGAAGGAGAAAGCACUUGAGAAAGCGGAGGAAGCGAAGGAGGCUGCUAAAAGUGCUGGUGAAAGAGCGAAAGGAAAGGCGGAAGAGGGUGGUCAACAAGCUAAGGAGUAUGGUGUAGAGAAACGUGAUCAAACUAAGGUAUGCAGGGUCAAAAAUCCUAGAAGAAGCCCACUGUAA
Messenger RNA from Ananas comosus (pineapple), 1131 nucleotides. Its product is annotated as embryonic protein DC-8-like. The record is from RefSeq and is a predicted model, not a curated record. Bases 1 to 1131 code for a protein of 376 amino acids. Lineage: Eukaryota; Viridiplantae; Streptophyta; Magnoliopsida; Poales; Bromeliaceae. The transcript has a single exon.